Messenger RNA from Lates calcarifer (barramundi perch), 2529 nucleotides. RefSeq names its product Carbohydrate sulfotransferase 1-like. Gene Ontology annotation, molecular function: N-acetylglucosamine 6-O-sulfotransferase activity; keratan sulfotransferase activity. Bases 425 to 1729 code for a protein of 434 amino acids. Gene Ontology annotation, biological process: N-acetylglucosamine metabolic process; keratan sulfate proteoglycan metabolic process. The record is from RefSeq and is a predicted model, not a curated record. The transcript is spliced from 3 exons. NCBI's taxonomy places the organism in Eukaryota, Metazoa, Chordata, Actinopteri, Centropomidae.
UGUAUCUAGCAAGCAAGAAAAAAAAAAUACAGACGGCAAAAGAAGCAGGGUCAAACGUAGGUUCUAGUUUAGUUACUGCCUGUUAAGAUCACAUGCAUUACCAAGACGUAAUGAAACGUACCCCCACGGCAUCAAAGCGUAAUGCGCGGCGAGGCAAUCUCACGUCCAAUCUAGAGACUCGAGCUUCCAGUAGCCUGUGUGGUCCCAGGAGGGGUGAGACAUGCCUCCUCGCUCAGCCUCUCGCCGCUCUCCAUCCAUGGCGCAUCUCCAGCUCUGAAGCCACUUCGGCUCUGGACACCGGCGGCAGCGCUCGAUCCCUCCGCCUCAUUCAAACACUCAAACACGCACACGCACACACACACUUUUACAAAUGCAGAGUACGAGACUGGUCGGCCGGAGAAAUCCUAUCUGAUCGAGUGCGUUGAUGCGUGAGGGAUGUAGAGCCAGAGGGGGGGGCAGGAUGGAGUGUUCCUGGAAGACGGUGCUGCUGCUGGUGUGCGCUUCCCUAGGGGUCCAGUACACGGCCAUCCGCACCCUAAGGGACUCGCUGUCUGGGCCCUGUCAGGGAGCUUACCGCUGCCAGACCAGACAUCACAGAGACUCCAGGUGGCGAGCCUUGUGUGACGACAGCUGGAUGCCUGUCGAGUCGCCUCGGAAACACAUCCUGCUGUUUGCCACCACCCGCAGUGGCUCCUCCUUCACCGGGCAGCUUCUCAACCAGCACCCAGGGAUCUUUUACGUGUUUGAGCCGCUCUACCACGUCCAGCAGGCCUUCACCAACUCUAGCAGCAGGCUGCGUCGCACCCUGGACCGUCGGGCCCUGCUCGGAGCAUACAGGGACCUCCUCCUCAAUCUGUACACCUGCGAUCUUCACUUCAUGGAGAAUUACAUCCGACCAGAGCCCCAGGACCACAUCACAAGUUCCUUCUUCCGCCGAAGCUCCAGCCACGCCCUGUGUUCCCCUCCUGUGUGCUUGGAAGGAGGGGAUGCGGCGGCCUCCGAUCCACCUGAUGAAACCUGGUGUCCUAAGAAGUGUGGGGCCCUGAACCUGACUUUAGCUUCCAUGUCAUGUCUGUCAAGAGGACACGUAGCCAUAAAGACUGUGCGGGUCCCUGAGGUUGGGGACCUGCGCACCCUGACUGAAGAUCCACGUCUGGACCUGAAGAUCAUCCACCUGGUGAGGGACCCCAGAGCGAUCCUCGCCUCACGCAUGAUGGCAUUUUCAGACCAGUUCCGUGCUUGGAAAAUAUGGAACGCAACUGGACGGCAGCCCAGGUACGUGGACCUGUCGCAGAUUACCAGCACCUGUAAGGACAUGGUGGCCUCAGCGGAGACAGGCCUGCAGAGACCCGCGUGGCUGCGGGGACGCUACUUGCUGGUGCGGUAUGAGGACCUGGCGUUGAAUCCAAAGGACAAGGCCACUGAGAUCUACAGGUUCGUGGGGCUGGAGAUGGAGGACAGGGUGCAGAUGUGGAUCUCAAAGAACACCAACAGUAACACGUCAUCUCCGUCUGAGUGGAACUACAGAUACUCCACCACCAGAGACUCCAGAGCGACAGCGGAGAGCUGGAGGCUUCGGCUCGGCUUCGAGAUUGUGAGGACUGUGCAAAACCUGUGUAAUGACACCCUGGCUCUGCUGGGAUACAAGCAGGUUCACUCUGCAGCUCAGCUCAGAAACUUGUCCCAUAGUUUAGUGGAACACAGGACAUUUCAACCAGUCACAUGGUAGAUUUGAUCAAAGGUUUAAAAGAUAUCUUAUUGUUACUUAUUUAUUUAUGUAUUUAUUUUCUCUGUCAUGAUGCUGAUAGAAUGAAUGUAAUUUCUCUUAUUUUUGAAUAAUGCCUAAAGUAAUUUAAUAUCACUUGUAUUUUCACUUUGUAUGGUUUUGUUAAAGAUAUUAAAAGUGCCAAAUUUCAACGGUGUGUGAUGCUGGAGAGGGUACUGAUCCAGAUUAAAGUCUGUGCUGCUGUACGUCUUGACUGAAAGCUCUGAAUCCUGAUAUGAUUAAGCUUCUUUGCUGUUUUUUUCAUGAUUCAAUUUUCUCAUAAUUUCAGUGUUUAAACAAGAUUUAAAAAAAAAAAAACCACACACUUCAAAGAGUCCAGGCACCAGUUCAGAGUAAAUCUGACCUUAAGUCAGACAAAAAGUGAUGCCCCUGCAGGUGAGACAUACAGGAAGUGUGGGGGAUUUAUUUGUUAAUAAAAGAAGAAGAAAUUAUAAGGCUUGCCUUCCAAGUGUCUCUAAUGCAUUUUGGAAAAGGAUUAAAUGUCACAUGGCGUAGGUAGAAUAUCUUUGCCAGUGCAAUCUCCUGCACAGCAGCUCUGUUUUCUAUGUGAGGAUGUUGAGAAUAUGUGUUUUUUUUUUCUUCACUGUAAAUACUUAAAUACUGUAAAUGCUCAUCUACUGCUGAAAUGCAAGUGUGCAAAUGUUAUGUACUGGAUGUGUUUGGAAAAAUUUUGUCAGUGUAACUAUACUGUUUAUAUUUUUUAGACUUUUUAAAAUAAAUUAUUCAUAUGGAAGUAACACGUA